CUCAGAGAGCGGCCAUGGCGGCGGUCGGGGGGAAGGUGCAUUCCGUUAUGUUGUGGCUUUCUCCGAAAAAACUUUUCAUGCAGCUUAUUCUGCUUGUUGUCUUUGUAACGGCAGGAGCUACAGAGAUCUCCCCCUCAGAUGAUGCGUUCGGCGCCGGGCAGACAGCUUUCAAACCCGUGUCUGCCGCAGUUGCUAGGAAUAUAAGAUAUAUGUUAUACGAUGUUAACCCACCAGAGGGCUUUAACCUGAGGAGAGAUGUGUUUAUCCGCAUGACUUCCCUUAUGAAGACCUUACUGAAGACCGGCGACUGGGUCCUGGUGCUCCCUCCUUGGGGCCGCCUGUAUCACUGGCAGAGCCCCGAUAUCCACCAGAUACGGAUCCCCUGGGCAGAAUUCUUUGACGUUCCCAGCAUCAACAGGAACAUCCCUGUCAUAGAGUAUGAGCAGUUCCUUGCAGAGUCAGGCGGCCCCUUCAUUGAGCAAGUGUAUGUCCUGCAGAGCUAUGAAGAAGGAUGGACAGACGGACAGUGGGAAGAGAAAGUUGAUGAGAGGCCCUGUCUGGAGCGUCUAAUGUACUCUCAUGACAAGCAAGGAUAUUUCAGGGGCUGGUUCUGGGGUUACGAGGAGACAAGGGGCUUGAAUGUCACCUGUCUGUCUGUACAAGGACAUGCCUCUAUCCUGGCUCCUGUCCUGUUGGGAAACACCUCAGCACGGUCAGUGAUGCUGGACCGAGCGGAAACAGUCCUCCAUGACCAUUAUGCGGGAAAGGAUUAUUGGGAUGCUCGCCGCAGCAUGGUGUUCGCAAAGCACCUGCGACUGGUUGGGGAUGAGUUCAGAGCCAGAUCCCUCAACUCCACUGAUGAGAGCGAUAAGACUCAUUACAAUGAGGACUGGACACAAAUGAAAUCGAAGCUCGGCAGUGCGAAGGGGGGGCCCUACCUUGGGGUCCACCUUCGUCGGAAAGACUUUAUAUGGGGUCACAGGAAAGAUGUGCCCAGCCUAAAGGGAGCUGUCAACAAAAUGCGCAGUAUUAUGAAGAAACACAAACUGGACAAGGUGUUUGUAGCCACUGAUGCGGCUGAGGAAGAGCUGGAGGAGCUGAAGAAGCUGCUUCCAGAGAUGAGGAGGUUUGAGCCGACAUGGGAAGAACUGGAACUGUACAAAGAUGGAGGAGUUGCUAUUAUCGACCAGUGGAUCUGUGCCCAUGCCAGAUACUUUAUAGGGACCUCUGUGUCAACAUUCUCCUUUAGAAUUUAUGAGGAGCGCGAGAUACUGGGAUUCGAUCCCAAAACUACCUACAACAGGUUCUGUGGUGAAAAGGAAAAGGAAACAGACUGCGAGCAGCCGACUCACUGGAAGAUUGAGUACUGAUUCAACAACUCGGACCUUUACUAAGUGGUGCUUUUAAAAGGUUGGGGUAUGACAUGUUACAGGAGAACAGGACUGUACCAUGUAGGCACAUGGGAAUCCUGUAAAAACAGUGAAAAACAUUCUCCAUUACUGUUGGGUGGAAUGCCAGUUGUAUUUUCUCAUCUCGGAAGCAGUGUCAGCAGGGUCUGUCUUUACCCUGUGCACCAGACUGAAUCAAAGUCCCCUGACCAGUUAGCCAUCCAGUUCAAUGACUGCAGGGAAAACACUUUUUAACACGAAACACUAACCACUGAGUUACCAGCUUAUCGUAGCAGCUUAUAAAACUUUCUGUUGAGAAUGCUGUCUGUCAAGUGGAAUCUCUUUCCUCUCGACUAGUAUUCAAAAUCUGCAUAGACUGCAGUAUACAAGACCCUGCCCACUUUUAAUAUACCUCAACUGUUUUAUUUUUGGUCAAAUCCAACAUUUUUUGCAGGUUGCAUUCCACAAGCCAAACACAUGUGUUGUGUUAUUUUUAGUCUGGUUGAAAUAAGGGACCACCUAGUUCUUGCAACACUUACUGUUUUAACUUUUAGUUUGCUGAUAUGUGAAAUGUUGUUGAGGUCUUGUCAUCCAGACACACACAGUUUUUUUUGUAUUGAGACAUAAUACAAAAAAACACGAUAUGAACAUAAUUUAUAUCACAGAAGUCUACUGGGAGCCAUAGCAGCACAGUAUUUCAUGUUAGAUUUUGAAAUGUCACAUUUUUCAAUUUAGUCAGUUUUUUGGUAGGUAUAUGGUAAACUACAGAGUGGUAUGUUAUUCAGUAUGUUAACAUAAAUAGAUAGAUUGAACAUAUAGGACAGCGAGGAAGCAGUCUGCCUUGACAGAUAACAUUCAGAGGGUGUGUACUAGAAUAUAAAUUUUUAUCAAGCAGAAAAAAUACAAAAAUUAAUAUUGUAUUUCCAUAUUUUCCAAUGGAUUUAUUUGGAAGAGUGAUAAAACAUAGUUUGAAAGAUAACAUUCAAGGUACAUUACCAGAGAGUUAGGACCUCGUAUUGACCAGUCAGGAUAAAGGAAAUCUCAGCUCCAUUUUCAAAUUAAGAAUAUUAUCACAGACGACCAAGGGAAUAGUCAUUCAGCCCUUUUACAAAGGGAAUAGUCAUUCAGCCCUUUUACAAAGGUUUUUAAUUCAAGCGUCAAACUGGUAAGGAGCUACCAAGAAGUUUAUUUUUUCUAGUUUUGUAACAUUGACAGUCACAUAAUGGUGCGAGUUUCAUGUUGAUUUAAAGGUGUAAUCUGUGCCAAUGUGCAAUGCAGUAUUACAAUGUGGAGAAACCAAAGAUUACUUACAUAUUUUUCUUUUAAAUAAAAGGAUGGUAUAUUAAAGUUCUUGAGUAUUGUUGAAUAUACGGGACAAUCGUUUUCUGUGUUACAAGUGUGUAGAUCGACCACCCCUAUCCCCACUGACUGAAACUUUCUAAUCUUGAUUUUUGUUUUUGUUUGUCCUUUACAAAUACAAUUGUACAUCUUGCACUGUUGCUCAAACCCAUCUGCAAGAAUCCGACACGGCAGCUUCAUUGUUGUCAGUGGUCUGGAAACACUGACCUGGGAUCUCAGAUAGCUUACACUUUUGGUAAUUGGCCAGUACUUGGACACAUUUUAUGAUUUUUCUCAAUUAAAUUUCAUUUUCAGCUGUUUCACUGCCAUGUUGUUUUAACCAGUGGCCUUGACAUGGAGAAUAUAUAUAUAUUUUAAUCUGAUGCAAGUUUUGUUGUUGUUCAGUGCAAGAUUGACGCGGUUACUGCUAGCAGCCAAUUAGAGCCUCAAACAAAAUGCAAUUGUACAAUUCUCAUAAACUUGUUUGUAAUGUUGUAGAUUUAAAAAUAAAGUCUAACAUGUUUGUAAUGUA
Messenger RNA from Polyodon spathula (Mississippi paddlefish), 3258 nucleotides. Its product is annotated as GDP-fucose protein O-fucosyltransferase 2-like. The coding region runs from base 15 to 1370 and encodes 451 amino acids. NCBI's taxonomy places the organism in Eukaryota, Metazoa, Chordata, Actinopteri, Acipenseriformes, Polyodontidae. The transcript has 9 exons. Gene Ontology annotation, molecular function: peptide-O-fucosyltransferase activity. The record is from RefSeq and is a predicted model, not a curated record. Gene Ontology annotation, biological process: protein O-linked glycosylation via fucose.